GUUUCGGUUCAUUUUAAAGUUUGCCAUACCAGAAACUACACUAAAUGUCCAAAUGGAUUUAUAUGGUAUUUGUUAUAUUCCUUUUUGUGCCACAUAGGCAUAGUUUUAAAAAUAAUGAUCCCUCGGUGAAUAAGGAAAUCAAUGUCGAGCGGAUCAAAUUACGGGCGCCAUGCAAUCGAUGCGAUGGGUUACCAUUUGACCAUUUUCCCUAUAUUCCACCACCGCCCCCACCUCCACCAGCACCAAAACCGAAACCACCGCCCCCACCUCCACCAAAACCAAAACCACCGCCCCCACCUCCACCUCCACCUCCACCAAAACCAAAACCACCGCCGCAAACUUUACCACCCACAACACCUCCACCACCCCCAACACCUCCACCACCUCCACCACCUACAGCACCACCACCACCACCCUCUGUACCAAUACCUUCUGGCCAGGAUUCAGGAAUACGCCACCCACAACUAGGAUGGAGUCCGCCUUAUGGACCAUCAAAUCCAGGUGGAUAUCCACCUGGAUCACAUAUACCUCCUGAUUCUGGGUUACAUCCUUCACUACCGGGCUGGAUUACGCUUCCUGUGGCUCCAAAUCCGGGGGGGCAUCCACCAAAUUCACAAAUGCCUCCUUAUUCAGGAUUAAACCCUCCACUAGCGGGCUGGAUUCUGCCCCAUGGGCCACCAAAUCCUGGUGGAUCGCAGAUGCGUCCUGGAUCCCAGAUGCCUCCUAGUUCAGGAUUAAACCCUCCACUACCGGGCUGGAUUCUGCCUCCUGCGCCACCAAAUCUAGGUGGACAUCAGCCAGGAUCACAGCUGCCUCCUAAUUUAGGAACAAACCCUUCAUUACCGGGCUGGAAUCUGCCUCCUGCGCCACCAAGUCUAGGUGGACAUCCACCAGGAUCACAGAUGCCUCCUAGUUUAGGAACAAACCCUUCAUUACCGGGCUGGAAUCCGCUUCCUGCCCCACCAAAUCAAGAACAUCCACCAGGAUCACAGAUGCCUCCUAAUUUAGGAACAAACCCUUCAUUACCGGGCUGGAUUCUGCCUCCUGCGCCACCAAGUCUAGGUGGACAUCCACCAGGAUCACAGAUGCCUCCUAGUUUAGGAACAAACCCUUCAUUGCCGGGCUGGAAUCCGCUUCCUGCCCCACCAAAUCAAGAACAUCCACCAGGAUCACAGAUGCCUCCUAAUUUAGGAACAAACCCUUCAUUACCGGGCUGGAUUCUGCCUCCUGCACCACCAAGUCUAGGUGGACAUCCACCAGGAUCACAGCUGCCUCCUAAUUUAGGAACAAACCCUUCAUUACCGGGCUGGAUUCUGCCUCCUGCACCACCAAGUCUAGGUGGACAUCCACCAGGAUCACAGAUGCCUCCUAAUUUAGGAAUAAACCCUCCACUACCGGGCUGGAUUCUGCCUCCUGCGCCACCAAGUCUAGGUGGACAUCCACCAGGAUCACAGCUACCUCCUAGUUUAGGAAUAAACCCUUCAUUACCGGGCUGGAAUCCGCUUCCUGCACCACCAAAUCAAGAACAUCCACCAGGAUCACAGAAGCCUCCUAAUUCAAAAUUACCCCUUCCCCCCGCCAGCUGGAUUCCGCCUUCUGGACCGUCAAAUCUAGGUGGACAUCCACCAGGACCACAGAAGCCUCCUAAUUCAAAAUUACCCCUUCCUCCCGCCGGCUGGAUUCGGCCUCCUGGACCACCAAGUAAUGGUGGAUAUCCACCAGGAUCACAGAAGCCUCCUAAUUCAAAAUUACCCCCCCAACGACCUUCUGGACCACAAAAACCGAAGCCCACAAAACCAGAUAAUUCUUCACCUGAGAAUAUAAAUAUAAAUGAAGUACACAUCCCAAACGCAGUUUUGUCCGAGCCCAUAUCCUGAAAAUGCCGCAGCUCUGUCAAAUGUGUAACAAGGAGUAAUAUAAGAGACCAGAAACACUUUGUCAAAAUUGCAAUUAAAAUGUUUUUAAAAAUAUUAAAGUAGUAAUAUACUUUAUAACAUAUAUAAUCACCAAUUUACGUAAAUAUUUAACACAUUGGUUGUACGUAAAAAAGCUUAAUAAAAAUUUACAAGCCGA
Drosophila santomea is the source of this 2073-nucleotide messenger RNA. RefSeq names its product basic proline-rich protein. The coding region runs from base 45 to 1877 and encodes 610 amino acids. The transcript is spliced from 2 exons. Lineage: Eukaryota; Metazoa; Arthropoda; Insecta; Diptera; Drosophilidae. The record is from RefSeq and is a predicted model, not a curated record.